Messenger RNA from Populus euphratica (Euphrates poplar), 1321 nucleotides. Its product is annotated as protein ODORANT1-like. NCBI's taxonomy places the organism in Eukaryota, Viridiplantae, Streptophyta, Magnoliopsida, Malpighiales, Salicaceae. The transcript has 3 exons. Bases 445 to 1191 code for a protein of 248 amino acids. The record is from RefSeq and is a predicted model, not a curated record.
AAAGGAGAGUUGCGCCCCAUAUAUGAAGCUGGACAAGCAAAAAGAAGAGCAAGGAAUCUUUCAUACAUGGCAAUGCAUUUCUUUUUUAAUCAGAGACUCGAUAAGUGCUUAGCGUGCCGAUGAAAAAAAUUAUUAAAAUGGCAAUGACCCACACGUCGGUUUGAAUCCCUUUGCCUCAAUCUGCUUUCUCUCAAGACCUAUCUAUUAUUCUAAUAAUGGUAAUUAGGUGUCUGACACUUGCAAUUGUUUGUUAACAUUGUUUUUACUAACUCGAAUCAUUUGUUUCAUAAAGCAAUUAGUAAACUAAUUCUUCAUGGUGUCCUUGUGUUCUUGGCUUGACUUUAUAUAUAAUAGGCUUAUGGGCUAUGGCCCUGCAUUCUCUUCAAUGAUCAAACUCCAUUGCAGUGGUAUGUUCUUGUAGUUUUAUUGUCCACUGCAAGUACGAUGGGAAGGAGACCUUGUUGUGACAAGGUUGGAUUGAAGAGAGGCACAUGGAGUGUCGAAGAGGAUCAAAAGCUCAUGAACUUCAUCCUCAGUAACGGGAUAAAAUGCUGGCGACAUGUUCCUAAACUUGCAGGCUUGCUGAGGUGCGGGAAGAGUUGUAGAUUAAGGUGGAUGAAUUAUUUGAGGCCUGAUCUCAAGAGAGGUGCAUUUUCAGAAGCCGAAGAAGAUCACCUGGUUGAGCUUCAUUCACGUUUGGGCAACAGGUGGUCCAAGAUUGCUGCAUUUUUCCCAGGCCGUACAGAUAAUGAGAUCAAGAACCAUUGGAACACAAGAAUUAAGAAGAAGCUAAAGCCCCUAGGUCUAGACCCACAAGGCCACGAGCCACCGGUUGAGCAGGCUGAGACCAACUGCGAUGCAAAAGAAAGCACAUUUGCAGCUAUGAAAGAAGUAGUGGGCAACAUUAACGUAGACCAGAAUUUACUAGAAAAUCCAGUCUCAAAGGUAGAAACUAGGCUUGACCACGACCAUCCUUGCUCUGCCCACAAUACCAGUAAAGCUUUGAGAGAAGAUUCCGAUGCAGGGUGGUCAACUUUUCCCUCGCUCACUGACCUGCAAUCCGAUUCGUGUUUAUCAAGAUCAAUGGAUGAAUAUGUCUUACAAGAAAGUUCUUCUGAAUCUUACUGGAUUGAUGCUUAUGUGGAUUCUUUGCUCUCAUGGGAUGGCCUCAGCUUCAGUAAUCUGGAAUAGCUAGAUAUUUCUUUUCAUCAUCAAUGAGUGUGGAUCAAUGUACAUCAUUUCAGCUUUCAUGUGAGGUGGCAUGUAAUUACAUGUAUAAUAUCUAUCUAGGUUAUGAGCAUUUGGAGGCAUUCUUUACAAA